Pneumocystis murina B123 is the source of this 3342-nucleotide messenger RNA. RefSeq lists its product as hypothetical. Gene Ontology annotation, molecular function: protein binding. Bases 45 to 3269 code for a protein of 1074 amino acids. The record is from RefSeq and is a predicted model, not a curated record. The transcript has 3 exons. NCBI's taxonomy places the organism in Eukaryota, Fungi, Ascomycota, Pneumocystomycetes, Pneumocystales, Pneumocystaceae.
AAAGUGCAAAUUACAAUAGAGGGUAUUUAUUAAAAAAUAAGCAUAUGACGACACAAAAUAGCAUGAGAUUCGGUCCAGAAUGGAUGCGUCAAGGACCUCAUAAUAAUGUACCAGAAGGAUCAACAUCAUUUGAAGUAAUUCAAAAUAAACAACAAAAUGAAAAGAAUAGACAAGAAAAUAUAUCAUAUUUAUCUAGUCCAUCAUUAUCAUUACAGACUAGUAAUACGUCAAAGUCUCCGUCGACACCAUCUCCGGGUUUAUUAAGAUAUAGUAAAGAAUUUUUAUUAUCUAUAUGGAAGGAUAUGUUUAUGUCGGAAAAAGGGAUUAGUAAGCCAUCAGAGCUUAAUCAAUUUUCUCAAAUAUCAAGUGAUGAAAUCAUAACUCCGGUAUCAUUAUCAGAAAUGAGUGAGGAUGAAAAAAAGCUUUUUAUAGGACCAGUUAAUAGUGAAAAAAAAAGGAGAAAUUUAGAAUUAGUGAAUAAUAUGGUUCAUGGGAAUGCCCAUUUUUAUACAAAUCGAGCUUAUUCACCACGUAAUGAACGGUUUAUAAAUAGUUCACGGUUUGAUCAAAAAACACGAAAUAAAGAAGUUUAUGAAGGGUUUCGAAAUCCACGUAUACAAAAGUCUCGAGAAUAUUUUUCUAAUACAUUUUCAUCGGAAUUUUGGACGCCUUCUAGUCUACGAACGAACUCAGAAACACUUACAAAUAAUAUACUUUCUAAUGAAAAUAAUGAAACUCUUCCAUCUUCUAUUAAAUCUGAGCAUUCGGAACUUAGAAAUGUAUAUACAAAGGAAAAUAGAAAUAUUUCUUUAAGUAAGGGUAUUGCAGAUUUAUCUAUUUCACAAAUUAAUACACCCUUUUUAUCAUCUGGUACAAUCCGUUCUCCUGUUGAAAGUAUAGGGUCUAUUCCAGGAAGAAAUAUUUCGAGAUUGCAAUCCUUAGGCAUGUUUGAGUCGCAAAGUUCCUCAAAAAUUUCACCCACUUCAACAUCAUCUUUUCAGUAUGAUGAUUCCGAUGAUGUAUUAAAAGAAGCAAUGGAACAUAUUUCUGAAGAUAAAGAUAAAUCGCUAGAAAAUUUUCAAAAUAAGCUUAAUACUAAUUUAGAUAUUAAUAAAUCUUUAGAGAAUAUACAAAAAGAAAAAACUCAAUUUUUGGGCCUAUUUACUCCUUCAGACUCCUCAUCUUUGAACAAAAAUAGUAAAAUCGAGAAGCUUUUUGAGAAUUCUCAACAAUCUAAUUUCUCUCAACCAUCACCAUUACAACCUCCUUCUAGAACACCAAUUAUGCCUGAUAAAUUGAAUUGGCUUUAUAAGGAUCCUAUGGGUGUAACACAAGGUCCCUUUUCUGGCUUAAAAAUGCAGGAUUGGUAUAAUGCAGGAUUUUUUCAGCUUACAUUAUUGGUAAAACAAGUCAAUGAUGAGGAUUUUGAGCCCUUGAGUUCUUUAAUAGCACGUGUUGGGAAUCAAAAAGAACCUUUCUUAUCGCCCUUUUAUAGCAAAUCACAGGCUAUUUCCCCAGUAGAAAACUUUUACGAUACGGUUAAUGGUUGGAAUUCUCCAGGACAAGGAUCUAAAUUAGAUCACCAUCUACCCGGAACUACUGCUCUUGGUCAUAUAGAUUCUGCAACUCCUACAACUCCUGGAUGGAAUCGACAAACACAGUUUCCCAAGUCAUUUUCUUUUGGAUCUAAUUUACCUCCAGAGCAACAUAAUUCAUUAGAAAGUAGAAAACAGGAAGAAUAUUUAAUGCAUCAUAAAAAGGAUAUGUUCCAACAACAACGAUUAACACAACUUGCAAUUCAACGGCAAAAACUCCAGAAUAUUCAAAAACAAACUCAAAAUCAACAAGAAAGACCAAUGCAAGUAAAUUUUUUAAGGCAAACAGAAACAUUUCCUUUAAAGUCAACAAAAAGUACGACAUCUGAGUCCAUUGUUAGGAAUAAACCUUUGGACGAAAUAAAUAUUUCAAGAAUCGAUAAAGAAACUCCAGAGUUCGUGCCACAUUUUAAUAAAACAGCCGAAGAAAAAUUACCUAAUUUAGAUCCUGUACUUUCUUUUGUUAAUACUGAGCAAAGCGAUUUAUUAAAUUUCACCAGGAAUUCUUCAGAAAUUAUAUUUUCAAAACCAGAAACAAUCCAAUUUACUAAUUCAAAUAAUAUACAAAAACAGCCUUUUCAAAAAAAGAAUGAAAUAUACUUAAAAUCAUCAAAUGCUAACCAAAUAUUGAAGCAGCCUUUAAUAAAACAAAAGGAGCCUCAAAAAACCCAGAUGCAUUCUGUUACUCCAUGGGCAAAUGUUUUAGAUGAUAUUAAGGACAUUUCGUUACGUGAGGCUCAGGAAUCUGAAGUCAAAGAUUCGCAAAAUUCUACACAGGAGAUAUUUUUAAAUAGCGAAUACUCUGAAAAAGUAAAUUCGAUUAAAAAAGAAACCCAUCCUAUUAUCAAUAAUCUUCCAAAAACUUCAGCAUGGGGGCUUCCAAGUAGUAUUCCUGAAAACUCCUCAGAUUCUAUAUCAACACACAAUUUGAGUUCUGUAUGGCAGUCUCCUGGCAUUCCUGUUAAAAAGUCGCUUACCGAAAUACAAGAAGAACAAAAUAUGAAAGCAAAUAAAUACCAGAAACAACUCAAUAUAAAUACCAUGGCAGCGUCAUUAUCAUCCAAAAACCACACUAAUCUUUUAAAAAAACCAUCUCAAUCUCCCUGGAUAACUGUUGGUCCUAAUGGUCGUUCAAUUUCACGUCCUUCUCCUGUAGCGUCGUCUCCUCGUACAAAUAUUGAUUCAUCUGGAGUAAAACCGGGGAAUUUGGAGAUUAAUCAAAAAAAAUCGAAUGUUUCUAAAUUUCAUAUUAUACAACCUAUUAACCAAUCUUCUAAUUCGACCAAUUCUAAUAUUUCUGGGAAUUCAGCAAAAAAUAGUUCAAAUGAUUUUUUUAAUUGGUGUAAAAAGUCACUUAAAGCAUUAAACCCUGGAAUUAAUUUGGAAGAUUUUCUUCAAAUGCUUAUGUCACUUCCUGUUGAACCUAGUCAAGAGACUAUUGAAAUUAUUUCGGAUAGUAUAUAUGCAAAUAGUGCAAUUCUUGAUGGACGUCGUUUUGCAGAAGAAUUUGUUAAACGAAGAUUAGAAAAUAUUUCUUUAGAUAAUGAAGCCCUUGAAAAAAACAUUGCUAUACAGAGUUGGACCGAUGCUUUAAAAUCACAGAAACAAAAGGAGUCUGAAUGGAAUUCCACAUUUAAGAUUGUUUCAAACAAGAAAAAUAAAAAAAGAAAUUAAAAUUAGUAUAUUAAAGGUUUCAAAGUAUUUGAGUAUUUGCAUUAUAUUUUGUGAUUUUAAAUUUUAAAAACCA